GCGGCGCUGGCCGCAUUGGCUGCGCCGCUCGCCACUUUGUGCAUCCGAGGAUGUGCUGUUUUCAGCCAUCGGUCGCCUUUGUACGCGCGCGGUUUGUGCUCGCGGGGGCGUGUGCUCAAAGUUGAACUUGGGCGUUGUAAGCUGCUUUUGCGACGGACACGGCUUUGGGUUUUUUUUGCGGUGUGCGUGAGGCAGACGCGUUUCGGCGUUUCCCCGCUGUCCAGAAAGCAAGAGGAACAAGCCGGCGCCCGACCGCCCCUCCUUGGCGGCGCGGCGGUCCGUGAACCCAGGAGUUCACCCUCCCUCCCGCGCUCCCUCCCCGCGCGCCCGCCUGUGCCGCGGCUCCGCGCAGAGCGGAGGGGGACGGGCGCUGUUCCUGGAAGAGCUCGGCCUGGGGAGUUGGUCACAUUCUUGGCCGGGAUUCAAUGACUGAGGCAGACACCAACAAACAGAGGGGGGAGGAGGAGGAGGAGGAGGCUGAGCCAGCCCGCAUUAGCUCAGCUCUCAGGCACUCUCAGUCUCUGCUGGAAAGAGGAGCUGGGAGGAUGUGCGCUCUGGUACCGCGGCUCCCCACGGCACGCCGAGAACACCGAGAGGAAUAAGGGAAGAAAGGCGAACCGAGAGACCAGGAGUCCUCCCAGCCCGAGCUGCGGGAGGCGGGGGAAGGGAGCCCGCUGAUCGCCCGGCCGGAGCCCCCGCGCCGCUUGGGAAGUGCCAGAGAUUUGGGCCUUUUCCUUUUCUGCGCCGUUCCCUUGCACAGCCCGAGCUUUCUUCCUCCUGCUGCUUUUCCUCGCCGCCCCCGCGCCUUCCUCUCGGUGGAUAUGGACAGGAGGGCGAUUUCUGCAGCGAAGCAGCAGCCGCCAGAGCACAUUUGAGCCCCGGGUGCUCGGAGCGUGGCACAGACUUCGUGUUUCCGUGGGUGGCGUGUGAGUGAGUGAGUGUGUGUGUGUGUGUGUGGGAGGGGGCUCGGGGUGCCGGGUGGCUGGGGGAGUGCUCCAUGCAGACCUCUCUUGGCCGUGACUCAGUGCUCCGCUGGGGCAGCCUGGGGACUUGGAAGGUUGGAAAUUAGAACGAAGCAAGAGAAAAGAAAGAAGAGAAGCGAGGCGCGUGCUGAAGGAUUUGUUUCCUAUUCGUUAGUGGAUUGUUCAACCCGAGUGGGAAGGAGAAGGAAACAAGGGUGGGUUGAUUUAUUUUGGUCAUAUUUUUUUUCUUUAAAAAAAAAAAAAAAUCCCUUAAGUGGAUUUGUACCAGGGUGGAAGAUAACUGGGGAUUUUUGUUGUUUGUUUUGGGAAUAGAAACUAAAAAAUGGAGACUGUAAGUAGAAGCAGCUUCCAGCCUCAUCCAGGACUGCAGAAGACCUUGGAACAGUUUCAUCUGAGCUCUAUGAGCUCCCUGGGUGGCCCUGCUGCUUUCUCAGCACGAUGGGCACAGGAGAUGUACAAGAAAGACAAUGGCAAAGACCCAGCAGAACCUGUACUGCAUCUGCCCCCCAUCCAGCCGCCUCCGGUGAUGCCCGGUCCCUUCUUCAUGCCCUCGGACAGAUCCACAGAGAGGUGCGAGACCAUCCUGGAAGGGGAAACCAUCUCCUGCUUCGUGGUGGGUGGGGAAAAGCGGCUUUGCUUGCCCCAGAUCCUGAACUCGGUGCUCAGGGACUUCUCCCUGCAGCAGAUUAAUUCGGUGUGUGAUGAGCUACAUAUUUACUGCUCCAGAUGCACUGCUGACCAGCUGGAAAUCCUCAAAGUCAUGGGCAUCCUGCCCUUCUCCGCUCCGUCCUGCGGGCUCAUCACUAAAACUGAUGCUGAGAGGCUUUGUAACGCCUUGCUUUAUGGUGGCACCUAUCCUCCCCACUGCAAGAAGGAAUUCUCUAGCACAAUUGAGCUGGAGCUCACAGAGAAGAGCUUCAAAGUGUAUCACGAGUGCUUUGGGAAGUGUAAGGGACUCUUGGUGCCAGAGCUUUACAGUAACCCCAGCGCAGCCUGCAUCCAGUGCUUGGACUGCAGGCUCAUGUACCCGCCUCACAAAUUUGUGGUCCACUCUCACAAAUCUCUGGAAAACAGGACUUGCCACUGGGGCUUUGACUCUGCAAACUGGAGAUCCUAUAUCCUCCUCAGCCAGGAUUACACUGGGAAAGAGGAGAAAGCUAGACUGGGCCAGCUCUUAGAUGAAAUGAAAGAAAAAUUUGAUUAUAACAACAAAUACAAGAGGAAAGCCCCCAGGGUCUCUUCAGAUCCUCCUGCUUCCAAAAAGCCCAAAAUAGAUGACUCUGCGUCCCAGUCUCCAGCUUCUACUGAGAAGGAAAAGCAGUCCAGUUGGUUACGGUCCUUAUCCAGUUCAUCUAAUAAGAGCAUCGGCUGCGUCCAUCCCCGGCAGCGCCUCUCGGCUUUCCGGCCCUGGUCCCCCGCCGUGUCGGCAAACGAAAAAGAGCUCUCGCCCCAUCUCCCCGCGCUGAUCCGAGACAGCUUCUACUCCUACAAAAGCUUUGAGAAUGCGGUGGCCCCCAACGUGGCGCUGGCCCCCCCGGCGCCCCAGAAGCUGGUCAGCACCCCCCCGUGCGCCAGCGCGGCGCCGCGGGGCGGCGAGGCCGGCGCUUCGGCACCGCCGCGCCGGAGGAAAGCGCCCGCCGAGAACGCGGCCGGGCCCGAACCCGCACCCGCACCCGCCGCCGCAGCCGCGGCGCCCGAGGAGGACAAGGAAUCAGAGGCAGAAAUCGAAGUGGAAACCAGGGAAGAGUUCACCUCCUCCUUGUCCUCGCUCUCCUCCCCGUCCUUCACGUCAUCCAGCUCGGCCAAGGACAUGAGCUCCCCGGGGAUGCAGCCCCCGGCCCCGCUGGGCAGCGCCUUCGAGCCCGCGGCGCACCCCGAGCCGCACAGCAGCGGGCUGGAGGCGGAGCUGGAGCACCUGCGGCAGGCGCUGGACGGCGGCCUGGACACCAAGGAAGCCAAAGAAAAAUUCCUCCAUGAAGUCGUGAAGAUGAGGGUGAAGCAGGAGGAGAAGCUGAACGCCGCCUUGCAAGCCAAGCGCAGCCUGCACCAGGAGCUGGAGUUCCUGCGGGUGGCUAAAAAAGAGAAACUGCGAGAAGCAACAGAGGCCAAGCGCAACUUACGGAAAGAGAUCGAACGUCUGAGAGCUGAGAAUGAGAAGAAAAUGAAGGAAGCCAACGAGUCCCGGAUACGACUGAAGCGGGAGCUGGAACAAGCCAGGCAGAUCCGGGUGUGCGACAAGGGCUGUGAAGCCGGUCGGCUCCGCGCCAAGUACUCGGCCCAGAUCGAGGACCUGCAGGUGAAGCUGCAGCACGCGGAGGCCGACAGGGAGCAGCUCCGGGCGGAUCUGCUGCACGAGCGCGAGGCUCGGGAGCACCUGGAGAAGGUGGUCAAGGAACUGCAGGAACAACUGUGGCCUAAACCCAGCAGCAAAGGCGGCGAGAGCACGACGAGCAAGGCCGAGAACUGACCCGCUUCCCCGCAGCGGACAGACUGACGGACGUGCGCUGCGCAGCGAGGGCGGACGCGUGGGUACGUGUGUAAGUGCAUGUGUGAGUAGUUGUGUCUCGGCACACGCAUCUAUGAAUACGGAUUCUCAUUAAUUGGAAGGCAAACGUUACUCUUUGUAACAGAAGCACUGAAUUACGCCUCUUAUUUUUCCCAGUCCAUAUAGCACAACAUCUUACUGUGCCUAUAGAACACAAAGUGUUUGUAAACAAAAUACUUUUAAGUCCACAGCAAAUUUUCUACUGGCAAACUCCGAGCGAGCGGCGGCGUCCAACUCCAAUCAGCGUCAAAGGCACGGCCGGCAGCGCUGCUGGGCCCUUCUGCCUGCUGGAACGUUCUGGAUUUUAAAAACAAAUACACUUUUCUUAUAAGCUAUUUAAAAUAAUUCAUUACACAGACUUGUUAUUAAAAAAUUAACAAGAUUUUUAUAACGAACCUUUAAAAGCAAAACAAACAAACAAACAAAAAAACCCUUCGAUGCACAAUUUUUAAUGACUUGUUAUAGGCUUUGGGAUUCUCGACACAGAACCCUCUGGUGAUGAUGCCAUUUCGUGAGCAGUUUUGCAGCCGUCGAGGAAGCCCGCGCAGUUUUCAUCCCGUCACGGGGCUGGAUGAGGAUUGAGUGCUUUUCAAAGUUGAUUUUGUCCUCGGGAGAAUUGUCGUCAUUUCCGUCCCAAUCGGAGGAGAAGGGAAGAUGUGGGACCGCGCGGGGGGGAUGGGAGGAUCGAUGCUUUGGGAAGAUAAACCCGGCCUUACAGAUUCAGGGUUUGCGAAUCGCCACCUUUUCUAGAGCCGUCUCCAUGAAUUGGUGCGUUCAAGAGACUCACUCCAGCCAAGAGCACUUCAGGAAAGGAAAGGAGGAAAUAAAGGAGGAAAUGGGUGAUCGGUUGAGUUUGUUGAGAAAUAAAGCAGAAGACACGUGCGUUUUGAAGUCAUUCUGAAAUCUUUACUUCAGCUUUCAGUUUUCUGGAAAACUCAUCUUUGUUGCACCAUUUUACCACAAAUUCAGUAUUCACCUGCUUGUGUGAUGAACCGGCGGUCGGGAUCUCCGUGCCCGAGGAGAGCGCAACGUCGCGUUGUUGGAGGCUACGGAAGAGAAAAACAUCUUUGCUGCUGUGAAUAGGCCUACAUAUUUUUUUAAAAAAAUACAUUUUUGGUUUUGAACAACAGCAAUUACUUUAAUUUUGGGAUGCCAGCCGCAGCCCUGGGGUAGGAACGCAGCGCGCCGGCGCCUGGCCUGAUGGGUGGUGGUAGUUUUGUUUUAAACUGCACUUUGUCAGAUUCUUACUCUGCGUUUGAUUCCAUGUUUCCAAGUUUACACGUGGAGCGUUCUGGGCUCGGCGCUGCGUGACGGACGAACAGCAUCGCCCGGUCCCGGCCCGCGCCCCCUGUCCCCGUCACCUCCGUCAGCGCAGCGGGAGGACGCGGCUGCCGGGGGGCACAGACGCUCCCCAGCGCUUGACGCAGAAAGCCGGUGCCUCACUGACCAGAGAAAGCGAUUCUCCCCCGUGAACUCUCCCCUCUGACACGCUCGGGCUCAUCAGCGGCAAGUGAAGACGGGACCUGGGGCUGCAGAUGUGCCUUCCAGCUCAGUUUUCCUCUCAGCAGCUUCUGUAGGCAACGCUGACACUUUAAAGAACAAAAGGGGAAAGAAAAUCAACCACCCCACCUAUGCAUCAUCACACACAAGUUAUUCUCAACAAAGAAACGCAUUUCCAGUCAUCUUCAUUUGCUUUUGGACAUUAAUGCAAACUAUGUAAGAUUAAAAAUUACUUCCCAGUAGAGAGAAAGCGGCUUCCAAUCCCAAAAUUAUCGUAUUUACUUACAGUACAUUAGAGAGUUGUUUUGUUUUUUUAAACAAGAGCUGUUUGCUUGAAACCAUUAUAAUAGCCAUUAUAAUAACUGUGAGCAUUAACGGAGAAGUUCAUAUAUAUGUUUUAGGUACAAAAAAACAAGAAUAAAUACGAAAGGAGUAGAAUUACUGGGACAAUGUCCAAGUGUUGGGAGCAAGAACCAGUUGCGCAGGCAGGGUCCGGGCCGCCCGGCUCGUGCCCAUCUCCUCAAGUGCAAUGCAAAAGGAAUUUUCAUUAUGCUUAAGCAGGUUUUAUUUUUUAUUUUUUUCUUUGUAUGUUUUUUUUUUUCUGUGAUUAUUAAAUCAUAUGCAUGGAAUUAAAAUCUCUGCCAUACGUAUAUUCAUUAAUGGGCAUUAUUACUGUCUUAUGUAAAGGGUUUAUUUUGUUAUGCAGUAUGCAUAAAGAUGUUCUCAGCCUUAUGAUUUCCAGAGCUGUUAUUCACUUAUUUCUUCAAGGGAAACUAAAUAAUUGUAGCUGUAGUUGCUGGGUGUGCGCUCCAGCCGUCCCGCGUGCUUCACCGCCCAAAGAAAUUACACAGAGAACAGGCGCGUUCCCGCCCCCCGCCCAGCUCGGGGCAGCCUCAGCGCUGGAAACCGGGGCUGGUUGGGGUUUUGCCCUGAUCUCCACUCGUGUCUCUCCCCUUGGACUCCACAAAAAGUGGCAAAACGUCCACCUGUUACUUUACACAAAAAGCGGCCGCUCACCUGCACCCACGCCGCCGUUUUAUCUUCUCGUGUCUGGGGAAUCGCAUGGAUUCACCGGCACCAUUUCUUCUCUGCAUAUGAUGCUUUUAUCCUCCAGAAUUAAUGAGAUCUGCAUUUUUUUCAAAGGAAAAAAUAGCCCAAUAACUCGGCUUAUCGCCAGCAAACAGUCUUGUCAAACAAGCGCCAGCUGUGCCGCCAGGGCCGCGGGGUCAGGCCGGCGACAGAGGGGACUCAAAACUGAACUCACACUGUUGCUCCAAACCCACCGUUUCUUCUUCUGCCGCAUCACGGUAAAUCUAGAAAUGAGAGUAAACAUGACAAGUGAGCCUCACUGUACUAUCUGAGGUCAAAACUCAAUAGUAUUUGAUCCCGGGGAGUGAACACAUGCUGGUGAAAACAUUGCUGUCAAUUAGGGUUUAAAAUCAGUGCGAUUCAAUCAGGUGCAAGACUGGGAACAAACAGUCCCUCAACAGGAGAGGAGUCCAGCUUAAAUUGUUUUGUCUUUCCUAAAGACAUUUUAACAAUAAAACCCUAAUUAUUUCUGCAGAAUCUGUCAUUUAUUUCCAAUGCAGAAUUCCCGUGAAUGUAAUUUAUUAUGCAAUUGCCAGCGGACGGCCGCAGAGACACGAACUCUGCGCGGGGCCGUGCAGCAGCGGGCGCGCAGAGCGGGCAGCCGUGGGGCGCUGGGGCUCUGUGUGUAAUUUCUGUGUGGUUUCCGUGUCCGGUGCCGUUGCUGGACCCGCGUUCCCCCCGCGGUCCCCCCGGGACCUGGGAACUCGCAGCUUCGCGUUCCGUGGGCUCUUUAGUUUCCUUUAAGAAGCUGGAAGGGAGAAGAGGUGUUUCUACAGGCUGUUGACUCUCCCUCUACUUACAAAUAUAUUACUUAAUACUUGUAUAUUCAGUUUAAUUAUUCAUUGUUUCUAUUACUGAAAGAAGACUUAACGAAGGGAAAAAAAACCAACAGCAAUAACAUUCAUAUCUAUGAGCAGCUAACUAGUAUACAUAAUAUUCUGCUUUUCAAACAGAACUAGCCAAUGUAAAAAAAAAAAGUUAAAAGUAAAUUCAACAUGUAAAUACUUGUUUUCCUUUUACACUGUUGUAUAAUACGUGUAUAUGGUGUUUACUUUUUCAAGACUCUUUCUUACCUGGUCGGUGUCUUGUUUUCCAAGUUGUGUUUUUAACCGAGAACCUUUGCUGUCUGUAGGAAAAACAAAACAAAACCUUUUUGCAAGUUUUCAACGGGGUUUAAACCUUUUUCUCCAUCCGCCGCGUUCCACUCGUCCCGAUUUUCACUGUAAAGUUUUUCAUUACCAGAGGUUGGUUUCCCCGUUCUGCCCUCUCCUCAGUCCACGUGUUUUACAAAGGAGGUUUGUGUUGGUUUGGGGUUUUUUUAGUUUUUUGGGGUUUUUUGUUUUUUUUUUUUUUUUAAUCAAAAGAACUCACAGAAAUGACAUUUUUUUCAAUUGAAGAAAAAAUAAAUCUUUACAUUUAUAAUAGCCAAUAGCAUUUCAGCACAUUUUUGUUAUCCUGGUCUCUCCUAUGCUGCUGCUAAUGACAAUAUUAUGACUUACUCUACUAUUCUAGAACUAUUUUUCUGUAAGUAAUGUAUGCUUUCUUGUUUAUAAAUGCCUGAUUUAAAAAAAAAAAUAAGAAAAAAGCUUGGCAUAUUUAUCUAUUUCGCUGUGUACCCUGAUAGUCCUUUUCCACCCCCUUUUCCACGCCCCCUCCCCUUGAAGCAGAUAAUAUUGUAAAAUAAAGGACUUUAUGAGAUUAUGUAUGAAAAUAGCUAUGCUUAUAUACCACAGUGACUGAAUGUACAGUGUAUAGACGCAUUACCUAAAAUAAAAUUGUUUGUCCAGAAAAAAUCAA
Molecule: messenger RNA, 7914 nt
Organism: Columba livia (rock pigeon)
Lineage: Eukaryota; Metazoa; Chordata; Aves; Columbiformes; Columbidae
Gene: SKI
Product: SKI proto-oncogene
Exons: 7
Coding region: 1306-3450 (714 amino acids)
Biological process (GO): negative regulation of BMP signaling pathway; negative regulation of transcription by RNA polymerase II
Cellular component (GO): nucleus
Molecular function (GO): SMAD binding; RNA polymerase II cis-regulatory region sequence-specific DNA binding; DNA-binding transcription factor activity, RNA polymerase II-specific
Source: RefSeq, a predicted model, not a curated record